UUGUUUAUAAAUGUGUAUGUGUGUGUGUGACUGACUAAUGCAUUAGAUGUAAUUAUUAGAAUUAUUUUCCUAAAGUGAUUCUAUCCCUCUAAAAAUUAAUUACUCUUUUUUUUUUUUAUUUUUAUUUUUCUUAAUUUUUAUUUAUCGAGUACCGAAAAAAAUUAAAAUUUACUUUAAAAUUUAUACAAUAGUUAUAAAUAUAUAGAAUACGUGUAAUUGUACUUUAAUCUCCCUCGGUACACGGUGAUUGCAAUAAAAUAAUAAACAAGACUGAUUAUUAGAAAUUAUAUUUAAAUUAUUUAAAUAAUAAAAUUAUCCGGGUAUAAAUUAUAUCCAAAUAUUAAAACAAUAAGGCAUAUGAUAUUAGUGAUAAGGUAAACAACAACAACAACAACAACAACAACAACAACAACUACUUACUCAGUUAUGCAUCCAUCAUGACAUAUUAAAAUUAAAAAGCCAACUCCAUAAUAUUGAGUAAACACAUCUGUCAAAUUAACAUUUUAAUUAUUUAUUGGUUAAAAAUUAUUAUAAAUAAUUCAAGAAUAAAUAUGGAGAAUAAAAAUAGUAACAAUUUUAUAAGUUAUGUUGGCUUUGAGGAACAUGAAAUGCAGGAAUUAAAUUCAAGUAGAAAAAAUUCGUUGGAUGAAGGAGCAAUAAAAUUAUUACCUGGUGAAGUACUAAUUGCUGAGGCUCAAAGUGUUUUGAUGUAUUCACCAGUUGGUGAUUUAAAACAAGGAAUAUCAGGUGUUCUUUGUAUAACUAAUUUUAAAUUAGCAUUUAUUACCAGUGAUGAUAGUGAUGGCGAGGAAAUAAAUCGUCAACAAAAUCAUUUACUUGGAUAUAAUGAUUCUUGUUUAUCAAAUAUUGAUGAAAUAUAUUUAUCAUUGGGUGAUAAAAAAAGAAAAAUAACACCAGGAAGUCCAGUGCCUUCUAAAGUCAAAGGAAUAUUUAUUAUUUGUAAAAAUUUUAGAACAUGGUCAUUUUCAUUUAAAUUUUCACCAAUUGGACAUGGAAGAAAUAUAUUGACGACUUUAUUACAUCAUGCAUUUCCAAGCAGGCAUCAGCUUUUAUUUGCCUAUGAUUACAAAGAAGUAUAUUACAACAGUGUUGAUAAAAAAGUUAAAACAUUUCAAUCAAUGUUAGACUGGCAAACAGAAUUAGAACGUACAUCUAAAAAUAAUGAUCAUAUUAAAAAAAAUUGGAGAUUAUCAACAGCAAAUGCUAAUUUUUUACUAUCACCCAGUUUGCCACAGUAUAUAAUAGUUCCAGCAUCAGUAACAGACAAUCAACUUAUUGGUGCUGCUGCACAUUUUCAAGAAAGUAGACCACCUCUUUGGGCUUGGUCAAAUAGUACUGGUGCAGCACUUGUUAAAAUGGCUGAAUUAAUACCAACAAUAACUGAAAGAACUCAAGAAAAUAUUAUGCUUGAAAAUAUUAGAAAAAGUCAUCCACAAAAAACACCAAUGACUGUAUUGGAUUUAAAUAAAGAAAUUAAUGUUAAAUCUGUUGCUAUGGGUUUUUCAAAAUUUGUUACAUUAUGCUCACCAGAAAAUAUAAGACAAUUUUGGAUACAAGAUAAUAAUUUUUAUUCGUUAUUAGACAAUUCAAAAUGGUUGAAAUUUGUAUCAUAUUGUUUAGAAAAAGCAACUGAAGCAACUGAUAAUUUAAACUCUGGUACUUCUGUUAUACUUCAAGAAAGUGCUGGUAGAGAUGUGUGUUGUAUAAUAUCAAGUCUAGUUCAACUAAUGUCUGAUAAAUAUUUUCGUACAAUAACUGGUUUCCAAUCAUUGAUACAAAAAGAAUGGGUAACAUCUGGACAUCCAUUUUGUGAUCGUUUAGGACAUAUUAUUAAUUCAACAUCUGAUAAAUCACCAAUAUUUUUAUUAUAUCUUGAUUGUGUUUGGCAAUUGAUACAACAAUUUCCAUCACAAUUUGAAUUUACAGAAACAUAUUUAACAAGUCUUUGGGAUACAGUACAUGUAUCAAUAUUUGAUACAUUUUUAUUUAAUUGUGAACGUGAUAGAUAUUUAGCAGCAAUGGAUUCAAAUAAUCCAUUGAUACUUCGUAGUGCAUGGGAUUGGCAUGAACAGUAUACUGAUCAAGAUAUAUCAUUAUUUAAAAAUCCACUGUUUUAUCAAAAUGAUAAAGAUAUAUUAAUAAUAAUAAUACCAAAAUAUAAUAUAUCAAAUUUAGAAUUUUGGUCACAAAAUUAUUUUCGUUGGAUACCACCACUUGAAAUAAUAAAUGGUGGUAAAAAUCAUACUGAAUUAUUUACGCGUAUAUUACAAAGUGGUAUAAACCAAUUAAAAAUUGAUACCAAAGAUAAUUCAACAUUAAAUACAAUAAGUACAUGUAUGGUACAAAUGAAUAUUGAUAGUUUUUAUCCAUUUGGAUAUAAAAAAAAUGGCAAUACAAUUAGUACACCAAUUAUGAAUACAUCAAUGCUCAUGUCUGAAAGUUUUAUUGAUACACAAUCAAUUAUCACAGCACCAGAUGGAUAA
Molecule: messenger RNA, 2504 nt
Organism: Aphidius gifuensis
Lineage: Eukaryota; Metazoa; Arthropoda; Insecta; Hymenoptera; Braconidae
Product: myotubularin-related protein 10-B
Exons: 8
Coding region: 552-2504 (650 amino acids)
Source: RefSeq, a predicted model, not a curated record